Messenger RNA from Oldenlandia corymbosa var. corymbosa, 4569 nucleotides. The record is from the annotation of a GenBank genome assembly. Lineage: Eukaryota; Viridiplantae; Streptophyta; Magnoliopsida; Gentianales; Rubiaceae.
AUGGACUCCAAUAGGCGAUUUUCCUACUCCAAUCUGUUCAAUCUUGAGCCGUUGAUGAACUUCAAACUGCCUCAGCCGGAGGAAGCUUUUGACUAUUAUGCGAAUGGUAGUAGUCAGGAUGAAAGCAGAGGUAUCCAAGGGGGAGCCAAUGGGGAGCACACUAAUGGAGUAAUGUUGCAAAGGGAGGCGAAAAGGAAAAGGCAGAUUGGCUAUAGCAGCGACGAAGAAGAGUACGGAGAUUAUAGUAGUCGUAUCUCGGAGGAACAGUAUCGAGCUAUGCUGGGAGAGCACAUUCAAAAGUAUAAGAGGAGGCACAAGAAUGCCUCCCCUAGUCCUGCACCAAUGAGAGCUGUGAUGCCGGUUCCCAAAAGUAGCUUAGGAUUCAAAGAUCAGAAAUUGGUGAGUGAUCACCGAGGGAGAUUCCAUGAUCUUGACUCGUCUUCUGAUUUUGCCAAUGCCAAUCAUUCUUCAAAGUCUGGGAAUUAUGAUAGAUCAGACUUUACGCCAAAAUAUGGAGCUGAUAGAUUAGUUACUGAUCCUGGCUAUUUGGAUAUUGGAGAUGGCAUCUCAUAUAGGAUUCCCCUCCCUUAUGAAAAAUUGGUGGCGUCAUUGCACUUGCCAAGUUUGUCGGAUAUCCACGUUGAUGAGUUUUACCUCAAGGGGACUCUUGAUUUGGGAUCUUUGGCAGCAAUGAUGGCUUCUGAUAAUCGUUUUGAGACCAGAAGUGUGGCUGGUAUGGGUGAUCUGAAACCCCAGUAUGAAUCUCUCCAAUCCAGAAUGCGGGCACAGCCUGCCAAUAAUGAAAGCCAGCAAUAUAACCUGAGGGUUAGUGAGGCUGCACUGCAGGCGUCCUCCAUUCCUGAAGGAUCAGCUGGACGAAUUCGGCGAUCAAUCUUGUCAGAGGGGAACAAUUUACAAGUUUAUUAUGUGAAAGUGCUGGAAAAAGGUGACACUUAUGAGAUUAUUGAACGUAGUCUACCCAAAAGGCCAAAGGUGAAGAAAGAUCCUUCGGUGAUUGAGAGGGAGGAAAAGGAGAAGAUCGGUAAAUUCUGGGUGAAUAUUGUCAGAAAAGAUAUUCCUAGACAUCAUAGAAAUUUCAAUAAUUUCCAUAAGAAGCAAUUGAUUGAUGCCAAGAGGUGUGCUGAAGUUUGUCAAAGAGAGGUAAAAUUAAAGGUCAGCAGAUCACUCAAGUGGAUGAGGGGUGCUGGGCUUCGCUCUAGGAAAUUGGCCAGGGACAUGCUUGUAUUUUGGAAGAGGGUGGACAAAGAGAUGGCUGAAGUUAGGAAAAGAGAGGAAAAAGAAGCUCAAGAAGCUCUAAAGCGUGAGCAGGAACUACGCGAAGCUAAGAGGCAGCAGCAGCGGCUCAAUUUUCUGCUUUCACAAACUGAAUUAUACAGUCACUUCAUGCAAAACAAAUCAGCUUCACAAUCAAUUGAUACGUUGGCUACUGGAGAAAAAGAAGUAGAUGAGGAUAUGCUGUUAUCUUCAGAAACAAAAGAUGAUGAAGAGGAGGAUCCUGAAGAUGCUGAACUAAGAAAGGAAGCCCUAAAAGCUGCUCAGGAUGCAGUUUCAAAGCAGAAAAUGAUGACAAGUGCAUUUGACAGUGAAUGUCUGAAGCUGCGACAGACUGGUGAUAUUGAAGCCCUUCAAGAUGACAAUUCUGUUGCAGUUUCUGCUGACAUAGAUUUGUUGCAUCCAUCAACAAUGCCGGUAGGAUCAACUGUGAAGACACCUGAGUUAUUUAAAGGUUCCCUUAAGGAGUAUCAGCUCAAAGGUCUGCAGUGGCUUGUAAAUUGUUACGAACAGGGUUUAAAUGGUAUACUUGCUGAUGAAAUGGGACUUGGGAAGACAAUUCAAGCCAUGGCUUUCUUGGCACAUUUGGCUGAGGAAAAGAACAUAUGGGGACCUUUUUUGGUGGUUGCUCCAUCGUCUGUCUUGAAUAAUUGGGCUGAUGAAAUUGGUCGUUUCUGCCCUGAUCUGAAGACACUCCCAUAUUGGGGUGGACAACAAGAGCGAACAGUGCUCAGAAAGAACAUCAACCCAAAGCGUCUUUACCGACGGGAUGCUGCAUUUCAUAUUCUGAUAACGAGCUACCAACUUCUAGUAUCAGAUGAAAAGUACUUCCGACGUGUGAAAUGGCAAUAUAUGGUGUUGGAUGAGGCUCAGGCAAUCAAAAAUGCACAGAGUAUAAGGUGGAAGACAUUGCUCAGUUUCAAUUGUAGAAACCGCUUGCUUCUGACUGGUACUCCAAUUCAAAAUAAUAUGGCCGAGCUAUGGUCUCUUCUACAUUUCAUCAUGCCUACAUUAUUUGAUAGCCAUGAGCAGUUUAAUGAGUGGUUUUCCAAAGGGAUAGAGAAUCAUGCUGAACAUGGUGGUACAUUGAAUGAACAUCAAUUAAAUAGAUUGCAUGCUAUUUUGAAGCCUUUCAUGCUACGGCGAGUUAAAAAGGAUGUGAUUACUGAGAUGACUGGUAAAACAGAAAUAACAGUGCACUGUAAACUGAGCUCUCGUCAGCAGGCAUUUUAUCAAGCAAUAAAGAAUAAGAUUUCGCUUGCGGAGUUGUUUGAGGGAAACAGUGGGAACUUAAGUGAGAAGAAAUUUCAGAACUUGAUGAAUAUUGUCAUCCAGCUAAGGAAGGUCUGCAACCAUCCAGAGUUAUUUGAGAGAAACGAGGGAACUACAUACUUCUAUUUUGGAGAGAUUCCAAACUCUCUGCUGCCACCACCUCAUGGGGAAUUGGAGAACAUCUACUAUUCUGGCGGCUGGAAUCCAAUUACAUACAAGAUACCGAAGUUGGUCUACCAAGAACUUCUCCAACGGUCUAUUUCACCAUAUUCAUUUAGAAGCCAAGGUCUUGGGCAGGAAUUAUUUCAGAAAUACUUUAACAUCUUCUCUCCUGAAAAUAUAUAUAAAUCACUGCUUCAAAUACAUCAGAACUCUGAUUGUAUUUUCCUACAAAGUGGAACUUUUGGAUUUGCGAGUUUAGCUGAUCUAUCACCUGAAGAGUUGUCACUUUUGGCUACUGGUUCCUUCAUGGAAAAAUUGUUGUUUUCGAUUAUGAGAUGGGAUAGACAAUAUCUGGAUCAGAUUUUAAAUCUGCUUAUGGAGACUGAAGAUGAUGGUGAGUUAAAUCAAAUUGGGAGGGAAAAAGUGAGAGUGGUGUCUCGAAUGCUGCUGUUGCCACCCAAAUCGGAUGCAACUCUGUUGAGACGUCGUGCAACAGGUCCUAGGGAUUCCCCAUUUGAGGCUUUAGUUAUGCCUCAUGAAGAAAGGCUUCUAUCAAAUAUUAAGCUUUUGCAUUCAGUAUACUCUUACAUCCCAAGAGCUAGAGCUCCACCGAUAGGUAUCCAUUGUGCUGAUAGAGACUUUGCUUACAAAAUGCUUGAGCAACUGCAUCAUCCGUGGCUUAAAAGAUUGUUAGUUGGGUUUGCACGGACUUCUGACCUUAAUGGUCCUGGGAAGCCAAAUAGUCCUCACCCUUUAAUUCAAGAAAUUGACUCCGAACUGCCUGUUUCACAACCUGCCCUAAAGUUGACGUACAAUAUCUUUGGGUCAUGUCCUCCUGUGCAACCCUUUGAUCCGGCAAAGAUGUUGACGGACUCUGGAAAGCUUCAGAUGCUGGAUAUACUACUGAAACGCUUACGGGCUGAAAACCAUCGUGUACUUCUUUUUGCACAAAUGACAAAAAUGUUGAAUAUCCUAGAGGACUAUAUGAACUAUAGGAAGUACAAGUAUCUAAGACUUGAUGGCUCCUCCACUAUAGUGGAUCGGCGAGACAUGGUCAGGGACUUCCAGCACCGGAAUGAUAUCUUUGUGUUUCUACUGAGUACAAGAGCUGGUGGGCUGGGUAUUAACUUGACUGCUGCAGAUACUGUAAUAUUCUAUGAAAGUGAUUGGAAUCCUACUCUUGACCUUCAAGCAAUGGAUAGAGCUCAUCGGUUAGGUCAGACCAAGGAGGUUACAGUCUAUCGGCUGAUCUGUAAAGAGACGGUUGAGGAGAAAAUUUUGCUCAGAGCAAGCCAGAAAAAUACUGUACAGCAGCUUGUCAUGACAGGUGGUCAUGUACAGGGUGAUAUUUUGGCUCCCGAAGAUGUUGUGUCCUUGCUAAUUGAUGAUCCUCACUUGGAACAAAAAUUGAAAGAAAUUCCAUUGCAGGCUAAAGAGAGGCAUAAAAGGAAAACUGGAACAAAGGGAAUACGGAUUGAUGCAGAGGGUGAUCCUUCUUUGUUUGAUUUUGCUGAUCUUGGUUCAGAAGUCAAUGAGCGUGAUGUCACUCUUAAUCCCGAGAAAACUUCGUCCAACAAUAAAAAGAGGAAAGUGACAUUUGAGAAGCAGACCCCAAAGUCAAGGUCUCUGAAAGGGUCUAAAAAUUCCGAUGCUAUGUCUCCUGGUUCUGUGUCGUUGGGCCAUGAGUUAGACCAUCUUCACCCGAACUCUGAAGGAACACAGCAGAGGCCAAAAAGGUUGAAGAGGCCAACAAAGAGCGUCAAUGAAAAUCUUGAACCAGCAUUUAUCGCCUCUAAUGUCUCUCAGGAGGGAAAUCAAUCCCAGAACCAGCCGACUUCGUAG